Molecule: messenger RNA, 1269 nt
Organism: Tetrahymena thermophila SB210
Lineage: Eukaryota; Ciliophora; Oligohymenophorea; Hymenostomatida; Tetrahymenidae
Product: transmembrane protein, putative
Exons: 12
Biological process (GO): nucleocytoplasmic transport; activation of GTPase activity
Cellular component (GO): perinuclear region of cytoplasm; cytosol; nucleus
Molecular function (GO): GTPase activator activity; small GTPase binding
Source: RefSeq, a predicted model, not a curated record
AUGUAUCUAAUAUUUAAAAAACCUAAAUAUUGUUUCUAUCUAUUUUAAUUAUUGUUUCUAUAAAGUUUAUUUGAGUAAGUUUUAAAAUUAUUUAAAUAGAGAAUAUAGAUAAAUAAAAUUAAUUAAUUUAGCAAAUUUUUUAGCACUUUUAUAGUAUUUUGUUAUUUAUUUAAAAAAUUAAUUUGUUUUUUAUUUUUUGAUAAUUUAUCUAAAUUAAGGAUAAAUCUUUAAAGACAGACUUAAGUAAAAAGGAUAUAUUUUAAAAAAUUAAUGAGUUCAUAAAUAAACGCUAAAUUUACAUGUUUAGUAGAUUUUCUUUCAUAAGAAAAAUAUGAUUAAUCUCAAAUUUAAUUGAAAUUAAGUAAUAGCUUAUUUGAUAAAAAUAAUUCAGAAUAAUUCAUUUAAGAAUUGAAAAAAUAUUCCUAAUUGACAAAAUUAGCUUUGAGAUUGGUCUUGAAUCAACUAAGUAGUGAUAUAGGUUCUAUUUUAGGUAAUGGAUUUAGUCAAAUGUCUAAUUUACAGAGCUUAGAAUUAAUUCUAGAUUAAUGUGAAUAUGACGAUAAUAUAAAUAUAAUUGGCUUACUUAAUUUGCUCACAAGUUGCAUCAAAUUAAAGUAUUUAAAUAUACAACUCAAUGAAAAUAAAUUAAACAAUUAGAGAUUAUAAAAUAUUACCUAAAACAUAUAAAAAUGUAAGGAUCUGACUGAUCUCUCAUUAAAUUUAAGUGAGUGCUGGAUUGAUGAUGAUGGUGUUUAAAUUUUAAGCGGCAUUAUAACUGAAUUCUAAUAUUUGAUCAAUAUUAACUUAAACCUAAGCUGCAAUUUUAUAGGAGCUAAAGGUGUGAUUGAUCUUGGAAAGCAGUUAUCGUAGGUAGUGAAUCUCAAAAAGCUUUAACUUUCAAUGAACUACAAUCAUUUUAGAAAUGCUGGAAUCGCUAAUUUAAUAGAAGAAAUAUCUUAAUGUAGAAGUUUAUAAUAUUUAGAUCUUCAGUUAGAAAAAAAUAAACUCAGUAGCCAAUAUUUUUCAGAAUUAAGCAUCUAAUUUUUAAAAUUUGUAAAUCUCUCAACUUUAAAGCUAAGUUUUAUAUAAAAUUAUAUCUAAGAUGAAGGAUUAAUUGAGUUCGGAAGAAAUUUAAAAAGAAUUAAAUGUUUGAAGCGUUUCAUUAUCAAUAUUGAGGAAAAUAAUCAAAUUAGCUAUGAAGCAAUUUUUCUAUUCUAUUAGAGAAUAAUUAAAAUCAGAAUGUUGGUUGAACACUUCAUAAAUUUUUGA